AUGCUGCGACGCGUCCUCCUCCUCCGCCGUUUCCACCACCACCGCCACCGGCUCCGCCUGCUCUCCACCACCCCCACACCCACCCCACACGCCUCGCCAGCACCCUCCGCCCCCUCCACCUCGGCCUCCUCCCUCCCGAUCGCCGCCACGCCCGCGCCGCCGCACCACCUCGCUCCCCACCGCGGGGGCGCGCGCCGCCUCGCCCCGCUCCUCGCCUUCUCCACGCUCUCCCUCGCCGCCGCGGGCGCGGUCUACCUCACCACCGACAACCUCGAGGAGACGCUGCAGCGGUCCAGGGACUCCGCAGGCCGCGUCGUGGAGCGGAUGCAGCACACGUGGACGGCCGCGCGGGUGCUCUGGAAGUCGCUCCUGUCCGUGCUCUCGUCUGCCAACCAUGAGGUGCGGUCCGGGUUCGAGCUGCGGGUCGCCGCGCUGCUCGCCGACAUCGCGGCCGCCAGCGCCGCGCGCCGCGCGGCCAUCGUCUCUGCGGGCGGCGGCGCCGUCCUCGACUGGCUGCUCGAGAGCGUCGUGCGGGGGGCCACGCAGGCCGAGGCUGCCAGGGCGCUCGCGCACCUGGUGGCGGACCCCUGGGUCGCGCCCGCCGUUCUCGGCCGCCCGCACGCCGUGCCAUGCCUUCUCCAGUUCAUCUUCUCGUACCAGCCCACGCGCGGCAAGAAGAAAUCUUCAUUUGAUGCUUCAGAUCAUUCUAAAGGGAGGAGCAUGCUUGUGGCUGCACUUAUGGAUAUCAUCACGUCUAACUGCGACAAUGCAGACUACUCGUUGUUUAAGCCUUUGCUGCCUGCUGAUGCUGAUACAAGAGAUAUUGCAACAGCAAUUGAAGUUAUUGAGCAAGGGGGGAUGCAUUUUGAUGACCAUGAGGAUAAUGGCAGUAAUGAUGGUGACACUGGAUUAAAGGGGAUAGGUAUUAAGGUGCUUGGUGGAACCACAAUAUUGGGAUUCUCUAGAGGAAAUAACUCAUUGGAGUUGGAUAACUCAGACGAUGAUAUUUUGGAUGUACCAUGUGAUAGUAGAAGAUUUGUGGUGGAACAGACUGCUGCUGAGUCUCCACUGCUUGGGAAAUCAAGCUCUUCUGCUGUCCCAGGGCUUUGGGAUGAUUUGCAGAGGGAGCAUGUAGCUGUACCUUUUGCUACAUGGGCUCUUGCAAACUGGGCUAUAGCUUCAGAUCUGAAUCGCACUCGUAUUCAAGAACUUGAUAGUGACGGGCAUGCAGUUGCAACUGCGCUGAAAGCAGCUGAAAGAACUGUAAAGUGGCAUGGAACUCUGGUGGCUCGAGCUCUUUUAGAAGACCAGAAUUUGGCCUUGGCUCCAUCAGUUCCUGAUUGGUGCUCUAGUCUUCUUUCUACAGCUUCUCAGGCUACUGCAAACAAUGACAUGCCAUUGGGUCAACUGUCAUUAUCAACGUUCCUAUUAUCUAUGAUGCGGUGUAAUGAGUCAAAAUUUGUGAUAAGGCAGAAGGGCCUUCAUCCUCUUCGUAGUAUUGCAAAAAAGAUAGAAAAUCAGAAUGGCCAGAACAGUAUGAAAGAAUCAAUAGCAAGUGCUCUGAGUUUGCUAUAUGCUGGUGAAGUUCCUUUAUCACUUGAGGAAUCUCAAAGAUGGUCUGGCAUUCUUCUUAGAUGGCUUUUUGAUAAAUCUGUAUCAGAUAAAACACAUCUUACAGCUGUGAAAAUCCUUUCAUGCAUACUUGAAGAUUAUGGUCCAGCUUCUGUGCCAAUUUCUCAGGGAUGGUUAGCUCUUGUCCUUUCUGAGAUUCUUGGAGACAACAAGGCCCAAAGUUCAAAAGGAACCACACAGCCUGAACCAGAGAAAGUGAAGAAUCCGGUUGAUUACCAUAAUGCUUCAACUGCAACUCAGGUCUUGAAUCAAUUAGGUAGUGCUGUUGUUAAAUUAGCAAGCGCCCAAUCGAACUAUGAACCCGGGUCUGUUGACAGAGAUAACGGGCCACUUUCUGAUUUUCUAUCUCUUGAGCCAUUUGCUACAGCUCUAAAGAAUAUGAACAAAAAGAAUCCACCCAAGUUUGAUGCUGCUGACUCAGCAUCAGCAAUGCUCAAGGGAAUAAAAGCUCUAGCUGAGCUUUGUUCCGAGGAUGGAGCAUGCCAAAAGAGAAUAGCUGAUCUAGGAGCAAUUCCCUUGUUGAGGCACAUCCUCCUGGGUGAUGAUUAUGAGAAACUUGCUGCAAUUGAAGCAUAUGAUGCAUCUCGUAUUCGAGAAGUGCAAGAUAAGAAUGUGUCUUCUAAUGUUUCAUCUACUGAUGCUACCACUGAUCCCUCAAGUGUACGGGUUCCUCCUGCAGCACAUAUCCGAAGGCAUGCUGGACGGCUGCUUACCAUUCUCUCUCUUCUACCCAAUUCAAAGAAGGAAAUUAUUUCUGAUGGUGUAUGGUGCAAAUGGCUCGAGGAUUGUGCUAGUGGGCGAAUUUCCUGCAAUGAUAUAAAACUAAAAAGCUACUGCAGGUUAACAUUAUUGAACAUAUUCUGUUCCGAGAGUCCAAAUACAAGAAAACCCUCUGAUGAAUAUCCUGAUUCAGAAAGUGAGUAUAAAAGAAACUGUCCUCAGUUUGGAGAUGCACUAUUCUUGCUAAAUCCGGAGUUACCUCUUGAAGUUCAUGUGGACAACAGUGGUUUUGGGAUUUUAAGAGUUUCAAGAGACAAUUGUAAGGAAGAUGGAAGUAUUGAAGAUCCUGGCUCUGAAACUGUGAACUCUGUAGAUGAUGCCGAAGCUGCAUCCAAAAGUGCCCCUUUGAUGGAUGUUGUGUUUGUCCAUGGCCUUCGUGGUGGCCCAUUCAACUCAUGGCGAAUUGCUGAUGACAAAUCAUCAACUACCAAAGCUGGUUUGGUGGAAAGCAUUGACGAGGAUGCUGGGAAAGAGGGCACAUGCUGGCCAAGAGAAUGGCUUGCGGCAGAUUUUCCUCAAGCACGUUUUUUUACAGUCAAAUACAAGACAAAUUUGACCCAAUGGACUGGAGCCAGCUUGCCUCUUCAGGAGGUGAGCUCUAUGCUGCUGAGGAAGUUGGUGGCUGCUGGGAUUGGUAGUCGGCCUGUUAUUUUUGUGACACACAGCAUGGGAGGACUGGUGGUUAAACAGCUUUUAUAUCAAGCAAAGCUGAAUAACUAUGACAAGUUCCUGAAUAAUACUAUUGGGCUGAUUGGGGAAUUAAGAAGUGGAUCUCCAAGACUAGUUGAACUGAACGAUUUUGUGCGUCAACGCCACAACAAAGGAUUUCUUGAUGUUCUUAGUUUUAGUGAGACCCAGGUCACACCGAUUGUUGAAGGAUAUGGUGGUUGGGCACUUCGUAUGGAGAUAGUGCCAAUUGAAUCUGCAUACCCAGGCUUUGGGGAGCUUGUCGUUCUACAGUCCACUGAUCAUAUAAAUUCAUGUAAGCCAGUUAACAAGAACGAUCCUUCUUAUGCGGAAACCUUGGCAUUUUUGGAGAAGAACUUUAAUUUGCGUCUGAAAAGAGCAGAACCCUAG
This is a messenger RNA of Miscanthus lutarioriparius, 3489 nucleotides long. NCBI's taxonomy places the organism in Eukaryota, Viridiplantae, Streptophyta, Magnoliopsida, Poales, Poaceae. The record is from the annotation of a GenBank genome assembly.